Molecule: messenger RNA, 1179 nt
Organism: Aureobasidium pullulans EXF-150
Lineage: Eukaryota; Fungi; Ascomycota; Dothideomycetes; Dothideales; Saccotheciaceae
Product: S-adenosyl-L-methionine-dependent methyltransferase
Exons: 2
Coding region: 1-1179 (392 amino acids)
Molecular function (GO): methyltransferase activity
Source: RefSeq, a predicted model, not a curated record
AUGGCCGCCUCCUUCCCGGCCCACCCGUCUGCCCACCAGUCUGCUCGCUCUCGUCCGUCACCUCCGCCGCUCGACCGUCGCGCUCUCUCGAAUGACUCGCGCCGCAACGAUGGUCCUGCCCCUCCAACUCCACACUACGACCAACCCACGGCCGCUCAGCAAAGCGAGGCUUUCCAACAGGCCUUGAAUACCAUCGAGGUCCAGGGCUCUUCAGACGACGACAGCUAUUCUGACUCGGGCUACGAAGAGAGUAUUAAUUCGGCCUUUCUCUCCACAUCCACCUCUAUGACCUCUUCUGUGCGCCAUUACGAUUUCGAGAACGGCCGUCGUUACCACGCCUAUCGUCAAGGCCACUACCUACUUCCCAACGAUGAUGCUGAACAAGAGCGCGAGGACAUAAAGCAUGCCACUGUCUUGAUUGUUUGCGGCGGCAAGCUGCACUUUGCGCCAGUCCCCCAGAACGCUUCAGAUACGCGCAUCCUCGACAUAGGCACCGGAACUGGCAUUUGGUGUGUCGAAAUGGGCGACCACUAUCCCUCUGCGCAGAUCACCGGCGUCGAUCUAAGUCCUAUACAACCAGAUUGGGUCCCUCCGAAUGUAAACUUCAUCGUCGACGAUAUUGCGAGUGAGUGGUUAUAUCCAGAGAACCACUUUGACAUGAUCCAUGCCCGCCAUAUGGGCGUUGCCAUCAAGGAUUGGGAUCACGUCCUUGCCUCUGCAUACACCCAUCUGAAGCCAGGCGCAUGGCUUGAGUUCUGCGAGUUUGAUUACUGGCCCAGUUGCGACGAUGGCACCAUGACUGAGGAUAAUCUUCACUUCAAAUGGCAUGUCCUUGUCACCGAAGGCAUGAUCAAAGCCGGUGUCGAUCUACAUGCUGCUUUAACACUGAAGGAUAGAAUAACCAAGGCAGGCUUCAAGAAUGUGACCGAGAGGAUAAUGAAGGUUCCUCUAGGCUCUUGGGCAAAGAAUCCUCUUCUCAAAAAGGUCGGCAGCUAUAUGCAUGCCGUCCUUUAUGACGGGCUUCAAGGCAUCUGUAUGGGUCCUCUCACGCGAGGUCUGGGCUGGUCAAGAGAUCAGGUCGAGCUCUAUCUACCUGGUGUACGAAAAGACUUGAACAACAUGAGCGUGCAUACUUAUUACAGUCUGCAUGUAAUCACUGCCCAGAAGCCAUACAAUUGA